UACAAAAACACAACAUAAACAUCCCUACUAAGAACCAGGUCCUUAAUACACACAAAUGGCUGAUCAUCAAUUCAACUCAGACAUACAAAAUUUUAUUAGUAAUUCACCAUUUUCUUUAUUAAAUUUGGAUUCGAAUAUCGAUUUCAUGAACCAAUUUCCAGAUAUGAUGAACAUUCCAUGUUCUUCAGACAUGUCAAGUUUCAAUUUACAGAGCUCAAUGGAAUUUUCUAAUGAAAAUGAUUUCACUCAAGUAGCUGAGUUUCCAGGAAGUUUACAAGAAAUUUUUCAAGGAAAUAUACAACAAGAAAGCAAAAAAGAAGAAAUUAAUGAAAGCAAAAAAAGGAAAAUUAGUGAUACUCCAGAAAGCAGUUCAGUUUAUUCGUCCCCUGCAGUUUCUGCUACUGGAAAUAAAAGGAGAAAUAAUAAAGGAAGAGGAAACAGAGUGAAAAGUGAUGAAAAGGAAGAAGAGAAACCAAGAGAAGUGGUCCAUGUUAGAGCCAAAAGAGGCCAAGCAACUGAUAGUCACAGCUUAGCAGAAAGGGUUAGAAGAGGAAAAAUUAAUGAAAGACUUAGGUGUUUGCAAGAUAUUGUUCCAGGAUGCUACAAGACAAUGGGCAUGGCGGGAAUGUUGGAUGAAAUUAUUAAUUACGUGCAAUCCUUGCAAAAUCAAGUCGAGUUCCUCUCCAUGAAACUUACCGCAGCAAGCUCAUACUACGACUUCAACUCGGAAUCUGACAUUUUUGUGUCAUUGCAGAGAGCAAAGGCAUAUGAAGCACUAAAAAUGCAGAAAAUGAUGAAGAAGGAAAUUGAAUGUGAAGUGAUGUCUUCAAAUCAAGUUGGCCCUUAUGGCCAAAAUUCUGGAAGUUAUCCAAUGUUGCCAUACAACACCUGAAGAUUCUUCCCAAAUUUUUUUCUGAUUAAAUUUUCAAUCAAGUUUUUUUUCCCACUUGGUGCUAUACAUUUGUAAUAUUUGUAUACAUUGGAAAAAAAAUAUUCAGAAAUUUAUAUAUUGGUAUAAUUGUAUUAGGCCUCACUCAGCUUUUAUGUGGGUACUUGACCAAAUCAUUUCUAGUGAACUGUUUGAUU
Molecule: messenger RNA, 1086 nt
Organism: Solanum dulcamara
Lineage: Eukaryota; Viridiplantae; Streptophyta; Magnoliopsida; Solanales; Solanaceae
Product: transcription factor BEE 3
Exons: 6
Coding region: 56-892 (278 amino acids)
Biological process (GO): regulation of DNA-templated transcription
Cellular component (GO): nucleus
Molecular function (GO): protein dimerization activity; DNA-binding transcription factor activity
Source: RefSeq, a predicted model, not a curated record